UCCCAUCGUCUCCACCUCCACCACGAACCAUCUCUCUCCUUGGUCGUCUCUCUUGGACCAGCACGCGGCGGCGGAUUCUUCCGAUGGCGUGUGGCGACGCGUCCGGUCGAGGGAACGGGGACCCGUGCCGGAUGUUCAUCAGCAACGCCAGUCAGGGGUUCAGGCUCCUGUGGAACUCAUGGCAUCAGUCGUAUGGACCUUCAUGACUGAACGGCAUCAUGCUAACAACCUCACCCUAGGAGUCCACUUCUUCACGGUCAUGGCAUCUGCCUCCACCAAUUAUCUAGAGCAGUUAAGUUCCAGAGACAAUUGGGGAGGUCAACUUUGAGCUGCAGCACUCUAUGUGUUCACGCAAUCGGAACGCCCAAAAUAUCAUGCCAAUAUGUGAUUUAUGCCUUUUCUGUUAGGAUUAUCUCCCUUCUCCACGGAUAAAUUGCUUGAUGUGUUCAAUGGUCCGGUUGAAUUGGAUACAAGCAUGCUACAAAUCAAAUAGUUAUUUGAUAAGGCAUUUGAUGAGCUCCUGUAAUUCUAAUCUACUUCCCACAUUUUACAGCUGAUGUUAUUUAGUAAUCUGUAGUGAGCCUAAGAAAUAGUACUAUGGGGAGAAGCAGGCAACACGUAAUAUGUGUGUCAUUUGAGAAAAAUGAAACUUCCAACUUUCCAACUGUUCAUUGCAUAUUACAUGUAAAAGACACUAUCUUAGACAAAUAGAUGAUUCACCAGGUUCAAUGAAAGUUAGCUUAAAUACCAUGUAUUUUUCUGCA
Triticum aestivum (bread wheat) is the source of this 764-nucleotide messenger RNA. RefSeq lists its product as uncharacterized. The record is from RefSeq and is a predicted model, not a curated record. Lineage: Eukaryota; Viridiplantae; Streptophyta; Magnoliopsida; Poales; Poaceae.